UAGUGCGCUAUAGGACGCUCUUGAACACCUCUGAGUACAGCCAAGAUGGCGGUGCCCUUACGGAGGACGUUGAUCGCGUUGCAUCGAGCAACUUGUAACAAUUUAAAGAGUGCUGAUGGCUGGGUGGAUGUGCGGCAGCCUCACCCGCUGGUUGUACCCGUCCGGGGAAAGAAGCGCCACUUCAUCCCGCCCGCCGUUGGGAUUAAGGAGAAGACCAAGGCCGACCCAGAGGCCCGGGCCCGGGCCGCUGGCCUCGUCUUCCGCCAACAGUACGUGGAGCGAUCCAUCAACAUCUCCUGCACAGCGGGUAUCUUUGACCCCUACAUCCCUCCCGAGGGUGACGCCAGGCUCUCCACCCUCUCCAGGGAGGGGCUGAAGCAGCGGACGGAGCAGCUGAGACAGAGCGCUGCCUCCCAGCUAGCGAUACGUAAGAUCAAAGAGCACGACCCUCUCUUCAAUACCAAGACAUUUCCAGAACUGGCUCAGGACAUCUUCAUCCAGGCUCACAUGGCCCUCACACAGUUCAACAAGGAGAAGCUACACUCCCUGGUGACAGAGCGGUGCUACCCUGAGAUGACCCGGGGGAACCGCCUGAAGACGAUCCGAUGGAGCUUCGUGGAGUCCCUGGAGCCGCCCCGGGUGGUGCACGCCCGCUGCCCCGACAUGGUCACCAAGACCAACCUGUACGGCCAGGUCACCCUGCGAAUGCACUCCAGACAGAUCCUGGCCCUCUACGACCGCUUUGGGCGCCUCCUGUUGGGCAGCGAGGACGAGCCCAAGGAUGUGCUGGAGUACCUGGUCAUGGAGAGACACGUCGUCAACCCCUACGGCCGCUGGAGGCUGCACGGCAAGAUCGUGCCGGCCUGGGCACCUCCCAAAGACCCCAUCACGAAGACGGUUCUGAUUCCGGGACCCAAACUGAAGCCCGGAGAGGACUUUGAUGCGCUCCAGUUUGAGGUUCCUAAACCCCAGUCUGUGCAGUGGAGCAAGUAGGACUCUAGAGGUCGCCAUUCCACCAGGAUCGGGAUAACAAGCUGCGGCCAGCGGGAGAGACUAUGCACGGGUCCAGGGCUGCUCCGAACCCGGAUGAGGGGAGCCCCUUGUCUGGUCGGGAACGCCAGUUCUCCGUCUCGCGUUCUUGUAAAAUAUAUUUUGCUUGUUGGCGAGUGUUUGACACUCUUUUUUCUCCACGCAUCAAAUUCUGGAAAAAUGUGUGUCCAGACAUUGUACAGGUUUAUUGAGUUGAGUUUAAUACAUGUGAUACUUAAGGAAUACAAAAAUAAAAUGUACCAUCUGACCCCCACGGUGUCACAGGCUCACUGAGAAUAUUCAGUGGAAUAAUCUCUUUCACACAAACACGAAAAAAUUACAUGAGAACAAACAUUAGGUUACCGAGAUAAGAGUUUGGAUGUUGUUGCGUUGGAAAUUAUUUUACACAAGAAAACACACUCGUUCCAAAAAAGUAGAUGACACAAAAUGCAGAAGCAAUCACAUAGCCUUUCUUACCUGUGGACCAACACGUGAGUCUGCCCGUUACUGCACACGUGAAACACCACAAACAACCGAUUUGAGAACCUCUUCACAGGCUUCGGUUACUAAAAAGUUUGUUUCUAUGUUCAUCGCAGUAUAAACCACAUUUAGUUAUCAGUCAUUAGCUUGGUAAAAUAUAAAUUAACACUUUUAGUGAUUUGGAAAUUGCAUUUAACAUGUGUACCAUGUGACACGGGCCAGGAUAAAUGGUGGACAAAAUGAAAGUCAAAUAAACAUUAUUUUAAUAGGUUUA
Gadus morhua (Atlantic cod) is the source of this 1783-nucleotide messenger RNA. It is a transcript of the gene mrpl45, whose product is annotated as mitochondrial ribosomal protein L45. NCBI's taxonomy places the organism in Eukaryota, Metazoa, Chordata, Actinopteri, Gadiformes, Gadidae. The coding region runs from base 46 to 993 and encodes 315 amino acids. Gene Ontology annotation, cellular component: mitochondrion. The record is from RefSeq and is a predicted model, not a curated record. The transcript has 8 exons.